GGGUUCGAUUCCCAGGGAGACCUAAAGAAUGACAGUUUUUUUGGCUUUCUUCUUUUCUUUUUUUUUUCUUUUUCCUUCUUCGUCCUAUCCUAUCACGAUUGCUUUGCCUUUAAGUACGCUGAUUAUGUAAUACUAUGAUACCCUAUGGUCCCUACCUUAUGUAGGGUAGGUAGUAGGUACAGUACAUUCCAUUUCAGUGCCAACCUUAAUCCCCACAAAGUCGUCGUAUGUAAACAGCGUGACUUGCUCUUUCCGAGGUCGUGAGCAACGUGAUUUAUUAUUUAUUAUCUCAUGUUUCAUAUGUAUCUGACUCAACAUACUACAACUACUAUCAUCUACUGUCUUUUCUCUCACUUAUAAAGUAUCUUACCAAGUAUCACAUUCAAAGCAUUGCAGGUUUCACUUAAUUCUCCUCAAAAACAUGCAGCAUGGCUUUACAUUCUGCAAGUAUGGCCAGUAAACUUAUCUUUGCACCGGCCGGCCAGGAGGCCCAUGGACAGGCGGGCCAGUUUACCAAGGGUGUAUUGACUCGAUCAGAUCUUGACCAGACUUCACCUAUACGCCAAUUCCAUAAUUGGUUCGCUACAGCUCAACAGUCAAGCCUCAUACCGCAUCCAGAGACAUGCUGCCUUUCCACUGCAUCGCUCCCCUCAGGCCGUGUAUCCUCCCGUAUAGUCUACCUGAAGGAGUUAGAUGCUGAAGGUUUUGUCAUAUACAGCAAUUUUGGAACGAGCAAGAAGGCCAUGGACCUUGCCACUAACUCAUGGGCUAGUCUGACCUUCUGGUGGGAAAAUCUCGAACGACAAGUGAGGGUUGAAGGCCAAGCAACUAGGCUGACCCGUGAAGAGAGUCAGAAGUACUUUGAUACGAGAGUCCGUGGUAGCCGGAUCGGUGCUUGGUCAAGUCGCCAGAGUCAGGUCCUGUCCCCGACAAAAGGGGACGCUGAUAGGGACGGAGAUGACGAUGGGCGAAAGCAGCUCGAUAAGUGGGUAGAGGAGACUGAGAAACGUUUCGACGGGGUAGAAAAUAUUCCAGUUCCAGACUUCUGGGGCGGCUUAAGAAUAGUACCCGAAUCCGUCGAAUUCUGGCAAGGUCGGCAAAAUCGACUACACGAUCGCUUUGUAUACGAGAAGAAAAAUACCACGGAAAAUGUACAAGAAUGGUCUCUCGAGAGGCUUAGCCCAUAGGCUCUGGUUUCCCGCACCCACAUACGCACCCACAUACACACACAGCUUGCCAUCAGGGCUCAACGUAGGUCACUAGUGUACAUAAUCUUCAAGAUCAUUUAAUCCUUGCUGAGAUUCAUCAACUAUACAACUAUAUCGCUAAUAAUCAAAUUUGAUUAUUACUCAUCAUAAUACCUACCUACCUAGGUAGACAAAUUCAUACCUCAUGAUUAAGCCAACGACGCCUCUUUAUACUGAAGCCCUGGAAUACUAAAGUUUCCAAGCCCCUCCUUGAGGCGCAAGUCGCAGACGGGAUAGAAUACUACCUACGUAACCAAUCCCAACCCUGGGACCCUCGCCCUGCCCUUUCAUUAUUAGCAUUACUACGCCAUAGUGUCAUUGUCUCUCUCGUAACCACAUGCACCACCUAUCUAGGUUAGAUAUCUACGAUGCCUCGAAGUCGACCGUUGAUGAUAAUAGGAGGUUAAUUACAGAAAUGCAUUCCAGCCUAUUGAGACACAUUAUGCCAUUUCUGAGACAGUUCACGGAAGCAGCUAAUAGACUUACCUCUUAAGGGCCACUUUCAAGGGCCGGGGACUUAUCUACCUAAGUUCACUGUCCGCAUCAUAAUACAUAUCAGCUCAGUAAGUAGCUAUAUCUCAGAUAUACCGCGGA
Hypoxylon fragiforme is the source of this 1841-nucleotide messenger RNA. Its product is annotated as pyridoxamine 5'-phosphate oxidase. Gene Ontology annotation, biological process: pyridoxine biosynthetic process. The record is from RefSeq and is a predicted model, not a curated record. The coding region runs from base 429 to 1187 and encodes 252 amino acids. Gene Ontology annotation, molecular function: pyridoxamine phosphate oxidase activity; FMN binding. NCBI's taxonomy places the organism in Eukaryota, Fungi, Ascomycota, Sordariomycetes, Xylariales, Hypoxylaceae. The transcript has 3 exons.